AUGACCCAAUCCGACCUCGACCAGCUGCUCGACAUGGGCUUUGAGAAGGCCCGCGCUGAGCUUGCAGUGAAGAAGACUGGAAACCUGAACGGCGCUCUUGAGUGGCUCGAGAAGAACCAGGACAAGCCCCUCGAUGAGCUUACUGCUGCUGCCGACGCUGCCAAGGCCGAUGAAGAUGAUGAGAAUGAGGUUCAGGCCAACAUUGAGGCCCUUGAGACUGGAGUUGCCAAGUCGCUGGUCUGCAACGAGUGUGGCAAGCGCUUCAAGUCCCAGGACACCGCCUCAUACCAUGCCACCAAGACUGACCACACCGACUUCUCCGAGUCUACGGAGGAGAUUGCACCUUUGACCGACGAUCAGAAGGCUGCUAAGCUGGCGGAGCUUCGCGAGCAGCUUAAGGAGAAGAAGGCGAAGCAGGCCCUCGUGGACAAGGAGGAUGCCAAGCGGAACGAGCAGAUCCGUAUGAAGGCGACCAAGGAGAGUCAGGAGAUGAAGGAGGAGCUCCAGCGCAAGGAGCAGAUCAAGGAGGCCGCGAAGAAGCGCCAGGAGAAGCUCGACGACGCUGAGGCGAAGCGUCGCAUCAAGGCAAAGAUCGAGGCCGACAAGGAGGAGCGUCGUCGCAAGGCGGAGGAGGCCAAGGCGGCGAGAGAGGGAAGAGCUCCCCAGCCCGGUCCUGUCGCUGCGCCCUCCGUCCCCAAGACUACCGCUAACCACAACGAAGCUCGUCUGAGACUGCAGACUUCCGGCGGCAACGUCAUGAAGACUCUUCCCGCUGAAACGACCCUCUUCGAGGUUGCUCAGAUGCUACAGACGGAGAACAGCCUCGAGGUCACCAGCUUCUCGACCACAUUUCCCAAGAAGACAUUUCAGGGCGCCACAGAUUUCAGCAAGACGUUGAAGGAGGCCGGCCUGACGCCAAGCGCCGUUCUUAUUGUCAAAUAG
This is a messenger RNA of Colletotrichum siamense, 942 nucleotides long. RefSeq names its product UBX domain-containing protein 1 (gene ubxn-1). Gene Ontology annotation, molecular function: protein binding. The record is from RefSeq and is a predicted model, not a curated record. Lineage: Eukaryota; Fungi; Ascomycota; Sordariomycetes; Glomerellales; Glomerellaceae. The transcript has 3 exons. The coding region runs from base 1 to 942 and encodes 313 amino acids.